CGUACGGAUGAUAUUCAAAUUUAUGCCCCAGCUUUUACCUGAAUUUACCACUCUCUUAAAAAAAAAAAUACUAAAAGUACCACUGAUUCCAUGAGACCAGUACCAUGUGAGACCAACUGCCAUUUUGAAUCCAAUGGUGGGGAAUAAUGGGCUCCACCAACACAGAUUCCAAUCCAACUGGAUUCCCAAACUCUCAGUCUCACACGUGAAGCGCGACAUCCCACUUUCGAAAUCUAGCGGUGCACAUUAUAAUACGAGGGACUACACAAGUGGGAACACAUCAAAAUUCCACCACCUUCGCGGUCUCUCCCUUUCCUUUUGCCUCUUAUUCUUCAGUUCCCCUCCUGGACUUCUUCAUGUGACAGCUGACUUAGUGUGCAGUGUGACAGCUGCUUGUCCCAUUAUCCCCCUCACUUUCUCUCUCUCUAUCAGUCUCCCUCACCCCACCCCACCGAGCUCCUGACCAUGGCUGGAACACCAUAGAUGGUUUCUGCUGCUCACCAGAGAGAGAGAGGGAAGGACAAAGAAGGGGGUGGGUGGGGUGUUGGAGCAAAAGAGAGAAUUAGAAGCAGAACCUCAUGAUGACUUCAUCUUCCGUCUCCUUCUCUUCUGUUAUUUUCCUACCACUGCUAUCAAUCUUAGUAGCUGUUACGGCGGGGGUGUCGAUUCCGAUUUCGAUGAAAUCAGAACUGCCAUCUGAUGCUCAAGCUCUUCUGGCCUUCAAAUCGAAGGCUGAUUUGGAAGAAAAGCUCCCCUUCUUGCUUCGUAAGCGCGUGGGUCACUGCCAAUGGCCUGGUGUCAAAUGCGCUCAAGGCAGAGUCGUUCGUCUUGUCCUCGUAGGUUAUGGGAUUGCUGGUUCUUUCGCCCCCAACACCUUGAGUCGUCUCGAUCAGCUUAGAGUACUCAGCCUUCAGAACAACUCCCUUUCAGGCCCCAUUCCCGAUCUCUCCAACCUCACCAACAUCAGGACCCUUUUCCUUGACCACAACUCUUUCUCGGGUUCCUUCCCUCCCUCCAUCCUCUCUCUCCACCGUCUCCGAACCCUCGAUCUCUCCUUCAACAACCUUACCGGAGCUAUUCCCCCUGACUUGACCUCUCUCGACCGGCUCUACUAUCUACGCCUUGAUAACAACCGGUUCUACGGUUCCGUCCCUCCACUGAACCAGUCCUCUCUCCAAAUCUUCAAUGUCUCCUCCAACAACCUCACCGGUGGCAUUCCCGUCACUGUCACACUCUCGCGCUUCCACAACUCCUUUUCAGCUAAUCCCGGGCUCUGCGGCGAGAUCGUGCACCAAGAAUGCCGUCCACAUCUGCCCUUUUUCGGGCCAUCGGCGCUGGGACCGCCGCCUACGGCAGUUGGGCAGAACGAGCAGGUUCAAGGGCUGGUACUGCCUCCGCCAUCACGAGGGGAGCACAAGCGCACGACCGUGGUUGUUGGAUUCUCGAUUGCGAUCUUGGUUCUCGUUGGGUCCCUAAUUUGCUUCGUAGCGGCGGUAAGGAAGCGGUCGAAGCAGAGGGUGUCGACACCGACGAUAGCAUCGGACGCCGCUGCUACGGCCGAUGCAGCUGCCGUGAUGCGGGUGGAAGAAGAGAACGAGCUAGAGGCGAAGGUGAAUAAGAUGCGCGAAAUGCAAGUUGGUAAGAGCGGAUGCUUGGUGUUCUGUGCAGGGGAGCCACAUUCCUAUACUCUGGAGCAGCUGAUGAGGGCUUCAGCAGAGAUGCUUGGCAGGGGAACGAUUGGGACAACUUACAAAGCCAUGCUUGAUAACCAGCUGAUUGUGAGUGUCAAGCGAUUGGACUCAGCGAAGACCGCGAUUACGAGCUUAGAGACGUUCGAGCAGCACAUGGAAUCGGUCGGCGGGCUUCGCCACCCUAAUCUGGUCCCGCUCAGGGCUUAUUUCCAGGCCAAGGAAGAGAGACUCCUCAUCCAUGAUUACCAACCCAACGGCAGCCUCUUCUCCCUCAUCCACGGUUCGAGAUCGACAAGGGCGAAGCCACUGCACUGGACGUCGUGCUUGAAGAUAGCAGAGGACGUGGCACAGGGACUGGCAUACAUACACCAGGCAUCCAGGCUAGUCCAUGGCAACCUCAAGUCUUCCAACGUUCUUCUCGGCCCCGACUUCGAGGCGUGCCUAACCGAUUACUGCCUCGCCGUGCUUGGAGACGACGACGUCGACUCCACCGGAUACAGGGCUCCCGAGACCCGCAAGUCAACUCGAGGGGCCACACCAAAAUCCGAUGUCUACGCCUUCGGGGUUCUCUUGCUGGAGCUUCUCACGGGAAAACCUCCGUCUCAACAUCCCUCGCUGAUGCCGACGGAGCUUCAAAUAUGGGUGGCGUCGACGAGGGAUGAAGACGGUGAGGAAGAGAACCGACUGGCUAUGCUUACUGAGCUUGCUGCCACUUGUAUUCUGACUUCACCAGAACAGAGGCCCACUAUGUGGCAAGUGUUGAAGAUGAUUCAGGAAAUAAAGGAAACAGUUAUGGUGGAAGACAAUAACGAACUUCAACUGGGCUUUUCUUAAUCAACGUUGAUGGAUGAUCAUCUAUGCUUUCUUGAGAGUUAGAAACAGUACUGGAGAACGCAACCAAGGUAAUGGUGACUUACCGAAUCUGGUCUUGGAAUGGUGAUGAAGUAAGCAGAAUUCGACGGAUCCAUUCAACAAAUCGAGUUAACUCAGAAGUCAGACUGGGAUACAUGUAAAAAUGCAGAGAAAAUGGAGCUGAUCAGGUGGUAUACUUAACUGGUGGAUUGUUGGAAAAGUUCGUAUGAGAUUCUGAAUUGAUUCAAUACAUUGUGAUCAUAAAAUUAAGUUUGGCUUUGACGUUUGGUAGGAUCAUUGGUCUCCCAUCUGUCAAAACCCUUUGAAAAGAAAAGAAAAAUUGAAUCAAUCAGAUCAUCCUUCCAUUGAGUGAUUUAGAGAAGCUUAGUGCCCAAAAAAAAAUUUUGAGAGAAGCUCUCUUUAUGGGAAACUUCAACUCUUGAAUAUCUUGGUAAUGGUUUGGUCUGGUCUAAUCUUCAGUUAAAUUUCAAGCUUGAAGGGUUAUAGAUCUUCUAAGUAUUAGAAUUUGGCAAGCA
Messenger RNA from Macadamia integrifolia, 3079 nucleotides. RefSeq names its product probable inactive receptor kinase At5g67200. Bases 579 to 2525 code for a protein of 648 amino acids. Gene Ontology annotation, molecular function: protein binding; ATP binding; protein kinase activity. NCBI's taxonomy places the organism in Eukaryota, Viridiplantae, Streptophyta, Magnoliopsida, Proteales, Proteaceae. The record is from RefSeq and is a predicted model, not a curated record. The transcript has 2 exons. Gene Ontology annotation, biological process: protein phosphorylation.